AUGCCCAUGGAGUGCAGGCUGGGGAAGUUGCUCGUGUACGCGUCCAUCCUCGGUUGCCUGGAGUCCGGCCUCACCGUCGCAGGGCAACUCUCCUUGGGGCGGAAUCCGUUCCUGAACUUGAAAACUUUGGCAUCCACUGCCGUUGGCGCCGCAGGCACAGCUGAGAUACAGCGAAAAAGAGACACGCUAAUUGUCGAUGGUGGCCAGGUGGCACGGGCAAGUUCAGAUCCACUUUUGGUCUGCGCUGCACUCGAGCAGUGGAAGUGUGUCAAAGGAAACUGGAGGAGACGAAGGCUGUACUGUCAGGAGCUUGGCCUCUCAGAUGCCACACUCUCCGAAAUCGACAGCCUGCGGGAAACGUAUCGCCGACACCUUAUGAGUUCGGGACUAGUUCACGUCAUAGAACCAGGGCUCACGUCGAGCCCGAGUCGGCCAGCAUCCACUUGCACCAACGCUUCAGAGUCCAGUUGCGAUGCUGAGCGGACCCUCCUGAAGUGCUGCUUGGUGUCUGCGCUGUACCCGAACCUGGCUCAGAUUCAGAGGAGCACCAUCUCCACGGGUGGAGUGUCCCGCGGGGGCAGGGCUGGCCGAGGGGGUCGGGGAGGCAAAGUGGUCACCUCCUACGUGCUGCUGGACGAGAAGGUCGGGCUCGGCCGCGCGGCGUUCGCGCCGCCGGGCAGAGCGCACGGCGUCGGCCGCGCCGCCGCUGCUCCCGCUGCUGCUGCAGGAGGCCCCCGUCCGGGAUGCGCGUGGGUGCACCCAAGCUCGUGCAACGCGGCGUCAUCGAAGGAGAACGGCAGUGCGUGCAACGCAACCGCGCACGAGCCGUGGCUGCUGUAUUUCAAGAAGAUGAUGACGAGCAGCCUCUACCUGUUCGACACGACUCUGGUGGACUGCACGACGGUGCUCCUCUUCGGAGGGUUCGGCGGGGGCGCGGGCUUGCGACCGUCUCGAUGUACGGAAUUUGAAUCGUCAUUGCGAUCUUCAGUUCGUUUGAAGCGUUCCAGGAAGAGGACGAACGAGACUUCAACAAGCGCCCUCCUUUCUUGCCGUCUCACCCUGGAUGGCGUCUUUUUUGAUUGCGACGAACCAGAGACGGUGGUAUUGGUGCGCUGUUUGCGUGAAGAGGUAGACCGGUUGUUGGUCGACCGUCUGGACAACACACAGGUUCAGCAAGACAGCGGGAUCGUGUUCUCGUUAGUACGCCGUGCGGUCUUGCGGCUUCUGGGGGCUGUGGAUGAGGAGCAUGAACUUGACGAGGAGACCAACGAAGAUAAUGUGGGGUAG
This is a messenger RNA of Prorocentrum cordatum, 1287 nucleotides long. The record is from the annotation of a GenBank genome assembly. NCBI's taxonomy places the organism in Eukaryota, Dinophyceae, Prorocentrales, Prorocentraceae.